AGUAACUCCUAAUAAGGAAGUAGGUAUUUAGUAGCCCUAACCUCAGUAACCUGCCCUUUUGCUGAUACCAGCAGUAUGGCUGAAGGAAGUAAGACUGCAAAGGAAGUCUUCAAAAAAACACUACCAAAGCUUAUUAACACACUUGGGAAGGAACCCCCUUUUACUAUUGUCACUGCUUCUUUAUAUGCUAAAGGACUGAUUACAGAACAAGAACUUGAAGCCAUUAAGACCAAACAAGGUGUUGAAAGAGGUAGUGAAGUGGCUUUUAAGCUCACAGACAAGAUAAAGGAUAGUGAUGAUCCUAUUGCCUGUCUACUUACCAUAUGCGAGACAUUUGAAUCUGAUGACAUAGAUAAUCAUACAUUAAAGAAACAUGGAGCAAGCAUGAGAAAGAGUAUAUCAAACAGCACAGCUGCUAUUGAUGAAUCUUUUGAGUAUCUUGAAAAGCAAAAUGGGCAUCUCACACCAAAAAUGGAAAAGAGGAUUAAUUAUACAUUGAAGAAACAUGGAGCAAGCAUGAGAGAGAGUAUAUCAAACAGCACAGCUGCUACUGUAACCAUUGAGUCUGAAGAGGAUGAAUCUUUUGAGCAUCUUGAUGUGCAAAAAGAGUAUCUCACACCGGAAAUGGAAGAAAAGAUUAAAGCAUUGCGUGAUAGUGAAAGGCCUGUUAAUAUAUUAGUGGUUGGCCCAGUUGGUGUUGGUAAGUCAACGCUUGUCAAUGCUAUGUUUGGGAAGGAUGUAGCUGAAGUUGGACUCAGUGCAAGAGCCUUUACAACAGAAGUACAUUCUUAUGAGGGAGAGUACAAUGGUGUGAAGAUAAAAAUGUAUGAUACUAUGGGGUUUAGAGAUUCCAGAGUUAAAAGUUAUAAAAAUAUUUUGUUGGAUAUUGCUAAGCAUGGUCAGUUUGAUCUAAUCCUCAUUUGCUUAAAGUUAGGAGGUAGAGCUGAUCGGCAUAUGUUCUUAGAACUGGCCUCCGUCUUACAUAAAGAAAUGUGGAAGAGGACAGUUGUUGUAUUGACAUUUGCAAACCAGUUCGAGACACUCGAGAGUGUAAUAGAAUCUAAAGACGUGGAAAGUGGAAUAAAAAUGCAGAUAAAUGGGCACAAAGAAUGUGUUGCUGAAUUUCUUUCGAAAAGUGUUAAUAAGGAAGUAGUGCAGGGUAUACCAUUCUGUUUAGCUGGGUUACAAUAUGAAAAGAAGUUAACUACUGUAGACGACUGGUUGAGUACACUGUGGAACACAUCUAUUACUCGUUCCAGUGAUGAGGCAUUGUCAUUGUUAUCGUUUCAUCAUCAAACAUACCAAGCUCUUAUUGAAUUAGCUGGUUCUACCCAUGGUAAAGCUAUAAUAGGUGCUAUUAUUGGAGCAUUAGCUGGUUCUGUAGUACCUGUUGUAGGUAUUAUAAUAGGAGCUGCAAUUGGAGCUGGAGUGGGGGCUAGUAUACAUGUAGAAUGGCUCAGACCAAAAUAAUUAAAACUGAUUUCAUUGAAUUCAAAAUUAAGUGUAAUUAAUUUUUUUUAGUUUUAAGAAUAAUAGUGUUGUUAUUGUU
Molecule: messenger RNA, 1549 nt
Organism: Amphimedon queenslandica
Lineage: Eukaryota; Metazoa; Porifera; Demospongiae; Haplosclerida; Niphatidae
Exons: 4
Coding region: 76-1470 (464 amino acids)
Molecular function (GO): GTP binding
Source: RefSeq, a predicted model, not a curated record